Salvia miltiorrhiza (redroot sage) is the source of this 3714-nucleotide messenger RNA. RefSeq names its product auxilin-related protein 2-like. The transcript is spliced from 8 exons. Gene Ontology annotation, biological process: clathrin-dependent endocytosis; clathrin coat disassembly. The record is from RefSeq and is a predicted model, not a curated record. Bases 602 to 3454 code for a protein of 950 amino acids. Gene Ontology annotation, molecular function: clathrin binding. Gene Ontology annotation, cellular component: cytoplasm; vesicle; intracellular membrane-bounded organelle. Lineage: Eukaryota; Viridiplantae; Streptophyta; Magnoliopsida; Lamiales; Lamiaceae.
UUUUGUGCAUGGAUGGUAGUAAAAAUGGGUUAAAGAUGGCAAAAGUGAUAAAAUUGAAGAGGACAAAACAAAAAGAAAAAAGAAAAAGAAAAGAGAAGAAGCGAAAAGAAGAAAUAAGCAAAAUUAGAACGCAGAGAUAUCUGAUGCAGAUGCAAUAGUACAAACUACUCUGAGCAAAGACGCAAAAUCUCAAGUGGAAAGCCAAUCAAUUUUCCGCUACGAAGCUGAAACAAGUUUGAUUAUCGCCAUAUGCAGAGGGAGUGGCAGUUGAUUUUACAGAGGGGGAGACAACUAAAAUUCGAAACCCUAGAGUUUACCCCCUCUUCGCAUGAAUGUAAUGGCGAUACCAGAAUUUGGUAAUUCGCCUAUACGUACAGACUACAGAGGUUUUGUAUUCAUGGCUUACUUGUAAAUCUUCCUUUACACAGCACAGUCCUUAAUCCGCAUCCGAUCAUACAUGUGAUCGCGCACUCCUAAUCAAACCCGCUUUGAUUUGCUGGGAACCAUCUCGCGCCGCUGCUUUCCGUUGAAUUUCUCCGAUCCGGCCAAGAUUAGGGCGGUUUUCCUCUUUGUUUGGAUCUGCGAUUGAUUGCUUUCUCCCAUGGACGAUCUGGACAUCCUAGCCCGCGACUUCGGGUUUGGGCCCGGAGGGAAAUCCAAACCGAUGAGAUCCGCGCAGUUCAGCGAGGUGUUUGGCGAGCCCGCCAAGUUCUCACCCAGCACAAAUUAUAGUACUAACACUCAACACUCUUCAAUGGGGGACCUUGAUUAUGAUUCCAUGUUCAAUCGGGAGGCGAAUAGUGUUAACAAUACUAGCAGCCGCAAAACGUCGUCGGCGUCGGCUCCUGUUUAUGAUGAGCCGGUGUAUGAUGACGAUAUUUUUAAAGGGCUGCCGGGGUUGAAGAGCAACUCACCUACGUCGGCAGUUAGGUCUGACAGUGACGUGUUUACUGGGAUAUCAUCUCACACCUCGAGUAAGGGUGGAAAUCAGAACCAUGAUUUUGAUGAUUUGUUGGGGAAUUUGGGGAGGAGCGAACAAGCAAAGGAGAACAUUAUGAGUAGUAGUGAUAGAAGCAAGAGCAACUCGACUUCAAAGGGGUUUGAUGAUUUGCUUGCAGGGUUUGGCAACGGCGCUUCUGCUGCUAGCAACAGACCUAUAACAGAGUCAAAUUCGAGCUCUGUACCAGUUGGUGGCUCAAAGCAUGGGAGUGUUCUGGAUGAAACUUUUCUAGUUUCGGAAUCAGUUUCAACCCAAGGUUCUUCGUCAUCGAGGGUAUUUCCAGAUCCACUGGAGGAGAGCAGUAAGCAUGGAAAAUCUAGGAGCACAAGGGCUGAAGCUUCAUCUGGUGGUGGCAGAGGAUUUGAUGACUCAGAUACUCUUGGAAAACCUACCGAGUCUUUUUCCCGUGGGAAGGAUACAAGAGAUAAAGAAGGGAUCCCCUUAAGAUCCGCAUCACCACAAUUUGUUUCAACGAGAGAAAAGAUGGGGAGUUCUUCUUCCAGAUACUCAGAACGCAAUAUGCAGAAGAAAACUCCUCUAGAUAACUUUCAGGAACCUCCCUUAUUUGACAUGCCAAAUUUUUCUACAGACUUUCAGAAAUCUUUUAAUCGAACUGCUCCUCCUCAAUACUUUGAAGCAAGCUCACAAGUUGAUAUGUCUCCAACGUCAUCAGGAUUGGGACAGCAGUCUGAUGAUGUAUGGUUGAAUGUAUCAGAGAUUCCUCUUUUCACGCGACCCACAGCUGCUCCACCUCCUUCACGACCUCCGCCACCCAUUCCUCAUCAUAAGUUAAGGGCAGAAACACUUUUCUCUUAUUCAAGUUCAAAAAAGAACGGUGAUAAAUUCCAUCCACCAUCAAAUCAUAGUCAAUAUUCCCAAAGUCCUAAGCUGUCACGUCCUGUGACCAAGGGCCAGCAACUUCCACAGUUCGAUAAACCUGAGGAGUUUGUCCAGGGUGGGUCACAAAAUGGCCUUGAUGAAAGUGUAAAUCUGCAUUCCUCUGAAGAUACCAAUGCAUUCUCGGCUGCUGCUGACGCAUCAGCUGCAGCUAUGAAGGAGGCCAUGGACAAAGCUGAGGCUAAAUUCAGGCAUGCUAAGGAGGUGCGUGAAAGGGAAUAUGUAAAGGCUGCCAGAUAUAAGGAACCUGUGCAGCCGGAGAAAGAUGAGCAAGAUGGUCAGGAGAGAAAUCUGAGAGAAAUCAAUGAGAUAUUGGAGCGUGAAAGGAAACAAAAGGAAGAGGAAGAGAGAGAGCAGAUAAGACUUCAGAGGGAGAGGGAGAGAUCAAGGGAGAUUGAAAGAGAGAAAGGUAGACAGGCUGUAGAAAGGGCUAAUCGUGAAGCACGUGGAAGGGCAGCAGUUCAUGCACGUGAAAAAGCAGCAGCCGAAGCUCACUUAAGAGCUGAAAGGGCUGCCGUUGAGAAGGUAAGUGCUGAAGUUCGAGGACGUGCUGAAAAAGUAGCCGUGCAAAGAGUACAAGCUGAGGCCCGCGAAAGAGCUGCUGUAGAUGCCAGAGGGAGAGCAGAAAAGGCUGCUGCAGAAGCUAGGGAAAGAGCCACUGCUGCAGAAACAAAGGAUAAAGAACUUAGGGAGAAAGCAUUUGCGGUAAGCGCUGAAGUGGAAGCAAGGCGUCGGGCUGAAAGAGCUGCUGUUGAAAGGGCUGCAACAGAAGCACGUGAAAGGGCGGCAGCAGCAGCAGCAGCAGCAGCAAGUGCUACAAAGAUGAAUCAACAGAGGAAUGACGAUGAUCUGGAAUCCUUUUUUAGCAUGGGACGAGCAAGCAGUGCACCUAAGGCACGAGAAAAUUCUACUAAUCCCUUUUCUGAUCAGCAAUUCCAGAACAAGGGAGGAUCUGAAUCUGGAAAGAGAACAUCAUCUUCUAGUGGAGCCUCGUCCAACAUGAAGAAAGUUUUUUCCACUUCUAAUAUUGUUGAUGAUUUAUCUUCUGUUUUUGGAGCUCCAUCAGCUGGAGAAUUCCAGGAGGUUGGAGGGGAAACUGAAGAAAGAAGACAAGCCAGGCUGGAGCGCCACCAACGCACUCAAGAGCGUGCUGCUAAAGCAGUGGCUGAGAAGAAUCAACGGGACCUUCAAGCUCAGAUGGAGCAAGAAGAAAAACAUAGGAUUGCUGGGACAUUAGAUAUUGAAAUCAAGCGCUGGGCCGCUGGAAAAGAAGGAAAUCUGCGAGCCUUAUUGUCAAGUUUGCAAUACGUGCUUUGGCCUGAAUGUGGCUGGCAGCCUGUUUCAUUGACAGAUUUAAUCAUCGGUGCCUCUGUCAAAAAAGCCUAUAGAAAAGCUACCCUUUGCAUUCAUCCUGACAAGGUGCAGCAAAAGGGCGCCACUCUCCAACAGAAGUACAUCGCUGAAAAGGUCUUCGACCUGCUUAAGGUAACAAAUCUUGAUGCAAAAUGGGCCUGGUACAGAAAUCAAGCCUGUUCGGUGCUAAUGCAGGUUACCUAGGGAUGGAGUUGCAUGGUUGAAAGAUGAAAGAUAUGCAAGGUGAUAUUGGAUAUGAUGCAAAGUAGCAGCAUCGAUCUCAUCAGGUGCAUUCCCUCUCAAAUUACCCAAGGAUACAAAUAAAAGUAGAGGAUCUGACCAUCUCAGCAGUUGAGAAGCCAGAUUCAUAGAGUAUCAUGAUUAGGGGCUGAAUGAAACUCAAGAUGUUCAGGUGUCAAGGCCAACCACCUAAUGCAAACUUACAAGAGUUGCUAUCAAGGUUA